This is a messenger RNA of Penicillium soppii, 501 nucleotides long. RefSeq lists its product as uncharacterized. The transcript has 3 exons. The record is from RefSeq and is a predicted model, not a curated record. NCBI's taxonomy places the organism in Eukaryota, Fungi, Ascomycota, Eurotiomycetes, Eurotiales, Aspergillaceae. The coding region runs from base 1 to 501 and encodes 166 amino acids.
AUGCAUAAUAACAAGGCUGCUCGUAGGGUGACCAGGAAGAUUUCAGUCAAGUCCAACGCUUUCCCGACAAGUGAGAUGGAGCCGUUAUCAGUGCCCCUACGAUUCGCUUCGGUCAAGCACUGGUUCCUGCAAGUGGUCCAACAGACUUGGAAAUAUAUUCCGUCCUGCUGCGAGCUUGAGAAGAUUGUCAAUCUUACCAUUGCUGCAUGCGAUUCUCUAGAUGUGGAAAAGGAAGGUGUUGACAACUGUACCGACCUUUAUAGGCUUCAUUUCAACUUCAACUCGAAUAUCGAAAGGAGCUAUGAGUGCGCCACUAUCUCUAAUAACAGUAUAACGAAAAGGCAGAUGCCAUCUUCCGCUACACCUUCGCAAAAUGGGAUGGUCACUGCUGAGGGUGCUGUCUUGGCAAGCACUAUUUACAAUGGCCUUCACGACAGCAAUAGUCGCCGUGCAUACUUUUGGUAUCAACUUGGACCAGUGAUAUCAGAUGGCGAAUUAUGA